This is a messenger RNA of Adineta steineri, 1151 nucleotides long. The record is from the annotation of a GenBank genome assembly. NCBI's taxonomy places the organism in Eukaryota, Metazoa, Rotifera, Eurotatoria, Adinetida, Adinetidae.
AUGCGCAGAACAGCACCAGCAUCAUUUGCACAAGCUCGUAUAUGGCUCGAUGAAAGAAUUCGAUUCGAUCCAGACAAACCACAAAUAGCAAUCUAUAAUAUGCCUUUUGUUUAUCGCCUCCAACCAGGUGAUACUUUAUCGAUUAAACAACUUCAUCAAGCUCUGCAGCUCACAAUUAACAAACAUCUCUCACUUCAAACAUCACUUCAUUUUGAUAUCCAAAAGAAUCAACUUAUGCAACAAGUUAUUACUCGUGACGAUAACUACACUGAUAUGUUUUCAAUCAUCGAAACAACUUAUGAAACAGAUGAACAACUCAACGAGAUUUUACAUGACGCGAAACAUAAUCCUCAUCUUUUUGAUCUUUCUCAAGGUCUUGUCUUCCGAUGUCAUAUUAUUUAUUACAAACGAAUCUCUUCACAUAAUCUACUUUCUGACAAAGAUAUACUUAUCUUUAACUUUCAUCAUGCUUUGUUUGAUUUUCCAUCAAUGAAUAUAUUUCAUCAUGAUCUCAAUCAAGCAUAUACAACAGGCCAAUUAUUAUAUGAUGACAACCCUAAUCUUCGUUAUCUCGAUUAUGCUGUUAUUGAACAACAAAUGUCAAUGACUGGUGCAAGUAUGUUUUGGCUUGAUGUUCUGGAUGAUUGUAAACUUGAUCAGUCUUUAUCAUUACCAUUUGAUCGAUAUCGUCUUGCAAAUGAACAUCGAACUGGUCGGGGAACAUCGAUUUCAUUUGAUUUCGGUCAAGAUCUCUCACAUCACUUUCUUCUCCAUGCAUCACCAAAUAACAUAUCACUGGAACAUCUCACAUUUGCUAUUUAUUUCAUCUUUCUAUUUAAAAUAACUAAUGGACAAACAGAUUUAUGUCUGGCUAUGAACAUCAAUAAUAAUCGAUAUAGAGAUGAAUUCAAAACAAUCAUUGGAUUGUUUGAGAAUGUCAUUCCAUUACGAUGUCAGUUAGAUCCUCACUGGCGUUUUCAUCAAUUGCUCAAACAUGUUCAAGAGAUAACAACAAAGAGUAGGAAAUAUUCAUAUUUUCCACUUCAACAUAUUCUCGAUCAACAUCCAAAUAUAUCAAAUCCUGUAUUUCUUGAUACAUCGUUCGAGUUUAUAUCAUCUAUGGCAAAAGAUGAGAAAAAUGAAAUAAUGAU